Sinocyclocheilus rhinocerous is the source of this 3398-nucleotide messenger RNA. RefSeq names its product max-binding protein MNT-like. The transcript is spliced from 6 exons. The record is from RefSeq and is a predicted model, not a curated record. Gene Ontology annotation, molecular function: RNA polymerase II cis-regulatory region sequence-specific DNA binding; DNA-binding transcription factor activity, RNA polymerase II-specific. Lineage: Eukaryota; Metazoa; Chordata; Actinopteri; Cypriniformes; Cyprinidae. Gene Ontology annotation, biological process: regulation of transcription by RNA polymerase II.
ACUGUAUGCCUUUCGACUUGUUGUGUUUUCUGUUACUCCAAUCGCCAUCUUGUUGCCAGUGAAGUAAUGUGUUUCUGAUGAAUUUCGGGAGCGCCCUGGAUGUCUUAUGACUGUCUUUGGAAGCCAGUGGAUUAUACUGUGAUUUAACCCACCACAUAUAUCUGUACCGGGGGCUUGCAUAAAUUUUUAACGGGAACGUAUUGUAUCGGUGUUCAAAAUGAGUAUCGAUACUCUAUUGGAAGCGGCCAGGUAUUUGGAGUGGCAAGCCCAGCAACAACAGAUUACACGUGAGGAGGAGGAGCGACGAGAGAAGGCCUUGCUGUCCCGUGAGGCGGAGCAGAAGCUCUCUGCCCCCAUUAUCCAGUCUGUCCAAGUUAACCAUGUGACCUGGGCCGACAACAUGUGGCUCGAGCCNNNNCACCACCAGCACCACCCUCCGGUCCCGCCCCCUCCCCUCCCACCACCUGUUCCCAUAGCUGUCAUUCCUAUCCCGGUGGUCCCUGCCAACCCUGCGGCCCCUCCCAUUCAGACUGCUUCGUCCCUUCACAUAGCCUCCCCUAUGCCAGUGGUCACACCCUUGGCCACAGCCCUGUCCCCACCAGCAGCCCCCCUCCUCAGCCCCAAUGGCAAGGAUGCCCACUCCCCUCCGCAGCAGCAACAUCCUCACUUGAUCGCACACAUAAAAGCAGAAGCUAACAGCUUGCCUCUGUUGAAUAACAGUCCCAAGCAGCAACCGCAGCCGCAACAGAUGCAUGCACUUUUGCAACCAUAUCCAGCCCCCAUCAUCACAGCCCAGCCUUCACCACAGCAACACGCCCUCUUGCCCCAGCCAGCACUACCCCAACCUCAGCCCACACCGGCCCAGGGUCAGGCAGGUCAACCGCCCAGGCCUAACGGAGCUGCUGUGGAAGAGCCACGCAGCCUGGAUGGGAAAAGGAGACCUGGAGGGGCUGGAACUCGAGAAGUUCACAACAAGCUGGAAAAGAACAGGUGGGUUAACUUCUGUUUACAUUUGUGUUUUUAUUCAUUUUGAUGAACAGAAGCUGAGCAUGUGAAGUCAUUGAGUAGCCUUAAAGGGAGUUAUGUAUCAUGUUUCUUGCAGACUUUGAAACGGAAAGAAAAGGAGUACGAGCACGAGAUGGAGCGCUUGGCACGGGAGAAGAUCGCCACUCAGCAAAGACUCGCAGAGCUGAAGAAUGAGUUGAGCCAGUGUAUAGACAUCAUGGAGAUCGACAGACUACUCCGACAAACUGUCCAACCAGAAGAUGAUCAGGCCUCCACAUCAACAGCAUCAGAGGGUGAAGACAACUUCGACCAAGAUGUAGAUGAUGACAUCCUCUCCUCCCCGUCCUCGUCUUGUGCGGCCAAACCGUCUGCACCGGCGCCGUCAGAGCCCCGCGCUGCCAUGCCUCCACCCUCCAUUCUCCCUACACAUAUCUCCAUACAACACAAACCCACCACACCACCCUCCGCUCCACCCAAUCAACCCCAGCCCACAGUGGUCACCCCUCAAGCCAUCGCCCCUGCGCCCCCUUCCCACAUCAUUUCCCCUCCUCAGCCAACAGUCAUCACCCAUGCCUCCGUAUCCCAUGCAUCCGUCAUCCAAGCGGUCAACCACGUCAUCCCAGCUGGGCAUAAACAUCUGGCGCACAUUGCGCCCUCUAGUGGCGGCCAGCCUAUCGGACACAUCACCGUGCAUCCCGUGGCCCACCUCCCCGCCGCCAUUUACCCGCAGUCGGUGGCUGUCUCGCAGGCGGCGAUGGUGGGGCACAUCACGCACACGUUGGCGCACCACCCACACACUCACGCCCAAGUUAACGGCAUGCCGGUCACAGGCCAGCAGGCCACCAUCGUGGGAAAGCCAACGGCCGUGGUCGCUCACCAUCACACCGGGCUGGUGGGCCAGACGGUGCUCAAUCCGGUGACUAUGGUAACUGUUCCUCCUUUUCCCAUCAGCACGCUAAAGCUGGCCUGAAGAAAAGAGAGGCUGCACAGAACACUUCCAUGAAUGGAGGUCUCACAAAGCGAGCGCAAGAGAGACUAAAGACGAAGAGCUAAUCGCGAAAAGGACGACUAGAUCCUGUUCAGAAAAUCACUACUGUCACUCCUACACGCCGAGACGUCGUCAGGAUCGGAACGUGUCCUCUUUUGCUUGUAGUAGGGGCUUGCGUGUCUUUUGCCAUGCAGCGUUGGAAUGAAUUUCAUGUAAUGCACUUGCAAAUUCGAAGACAUUGGUCAGUCUUUAGUAAUGUGAGAGUGGAGUGCUAAAACAAAUCAAUUCAUUCUACUCUUUCCCUCGUGUCCUUUUUUCUGUAUGCAAAUUAUCUCUCACUUUACAUUCAUUCACCAAAAAAAAUCUCCACUUUAUUCAAAAACGAGUGCUUAAAGGUCAGUACUGAAAGCAUGCAGAAAAACGUUUACUGUGUAACUAUAUUUUGGGGGCUUUUAAAACUCUUCAUACGGGGCUUUUGACAAAAAAAAAAAACAGGUACAUUCAGACUCAGAUCAGGUUUCUCAAAGUGUCUUUGUACUUGCGAGCAAAUGUAAGUGCCUAAGCCCCAAUUCAAGCCCAGUGGCGCCACCUACUGCCUACGCGAUGCAACAACAACAACAUUGCUGAAUAUGAAGCGCAAGCGCAUUAGACUUGCAUUGACCUGACCUACAGUCACAGACAUCUGUUGGCAAUCAAAGUCUUAAAAAAAGUGUAGAGGCGAAUGGGUUGUAAGGAAACUCAACUAAUACACAAUUCAACAUCUGAGAAAGACAUGUAUUUGAAAGUACAUUAAAGCAUUUAUAACAAGUGCUCAGAUGUUUAACUUAAUAAUACUUGAAGAACGUUUCAAAUGAUUAAAAACGUUACUUACGGCGUGUGAUAGUCGGGCAUUUCCGUUUCUUCAAAUCAGCAGUUACCAAUGUUCUCGUGCUUGUAGCAACACGAUGAAGAACGUCGAUAGAAGUCUUCGAAAAUACGUUAACGUCACGCCGCGCGCACGUUCAUAGGUGGCGUCCGGUGUAAAUCGGUGCUGUUGUGUGUCCAUUGUACGUUCAUCGGCGCACAGCCAUUUUUCAUUACUACGCGUGAUUGUGUAAAUUGUCGUGAAGUAGGCGCUUGUUAAUAAGCAUUUUAAGAGGUUAAAACAUGCUGUUUUCUGUUUCAUUGACAUCAGGACAAAAAGCCCCUUUGCCAAUAGCAGUGCUUCUCAUAAAGUCGGCCUGCCAUUCUCAAUGCACUCGCUUGGUUGAACCUGCACAAAGUUAGCCAUCCGACCGUUUCCCUAUGUAAACUUAUUGGUUUGCUGUCGAUGGUUAGGUACACCACGUUGUUGCUUUUUUACUGUCACUUUCAAACGGAACACUGUGAUUCCUGGUCUUAACAUCCUCUUUCUGCUGCAAAAAAA